This is a messenger RNA of Panicum virgatum (switchgrass), 1088 nucleotides long. Its product is annotated as CASP-like protein 4C1. NCBI's taxonomy places the organism in Eukaryota, Viridiplantae, Streptophyta, Magnoliopsida, Poales, Poaceae. The coding region runs from base 268 to 825 and encodes 185 amino acids. The record is from RefSeq and is a predicted model, not a curated record. The transcript is spliced from 2 exons.
UGCAAAAUCGAGAGCGUCACAAGCGUACGCCACAUUAAUCCGCUCACAUGUCCGCGCCUACCUACCGGCGGCCACCGCACACAUGGCCAGCACAGCCGAGGCCUUUCCCCGCCUCACCGGCGCCGCCACGUGGGCCCCCGGCCCCGUGACAGCCCCGGCCGCCGCGCCAACAGCGACGCCGCCUAUAUAUACCGGCCCGAGACCGAGGGGAGGUCCCCGUCGAGCCAGCCAGCUGAGCUGAGGUCGCCCGCCGGCACGACGCCGACGAUGAUGCCGCUGCAGAACGGCGCGCGGGCCGCGGCGGACGCGGAGGCGCGGGGGGACAAGACGCCGGCGGCGGCGGCGGUCCUGCUGCUGCUGCUCCGCGUGGCCGCGCUGUGCGCCUCCGCGGCGGCCGCGGCGCUCGCGGCCACCGGCGGCGCCGCGCUCCUCGGCCGCGCGCCGUUCCGGCUCCUGCUGGCGGCCGACGCCGUCGUGGCCGCCUACUCGGCGCUGGAGGCGGCCGCCGCGGCGCGGGAGGCGGCCGGGGGCGCCACGCUGCUGCCCGAGCCCGUGCAGCUCUGGUUCGACUUCGGCCACGACCAGGCGUUCGGCUACAUGGCGCUGGCGGCCGCAGCCGUCGCGGCGCGGGACGCGGCGUCGUGCGGCGGGUGGGGGAGCGGCGGCGGCGGCGCGGCGUGCGCGCGCGCCGACGUCGCGGUGGGGCUCGGGUUCGCGGCGUUCGCGUUCCUGGCGCUCGCCGCGCUCCUCACCGGCUUCCGUGUCGCCUGCUUCCUCGCCACCGGCUCACGGUUCGCGCCGCCGCCGCCGUCCUCCUCCUACUAAUCGGCUGGGCUGACCCAGCGGCUGGUUGCUAGAAUAGCGCCCGCCGUGUGGAGUGGCGUGCUGUGUGUGUGGGAACGGCAAGUGCUAGAGCGGGCUUUGGCAGCAGAGUAAAUUUGACCCUCCCAAGGAAAGAAAGUAAUUUGAGCGCGUGUAAGAUCCAAUUUCAGCCAUGCGCGCUGAUGAAUAUGUAUGUAUGCGUAUACUUGUGCACGUAUGGAAAAAAUAUUUAAAUAUUUAUUUUUUUAUCAGUACUUUUUUCAGCA